This is a messenger RNA of Herpailurus yagouaroundi (jaguarundi), 2309 nucleotides long. RefSeq names its product high mobility group nucleosomal binding domain 4 (gene HMGN4). The record is from RefSeq and is a predicted model, not a curated record. Gene Ontology annotation, cellular component: chromatin; nucleus. Gene Ontology annotation, molecular function: nucleosomal DNA binding. Gene Ontology annotation, biological process: chromatin organization. The transcript is spliced from 2 exons. Lineage: Eukaryota; Metazoa; Chordata; Mammalia; Carnivora; Felidae. Bases 1139 to 1423 code for a protein of 94 amino acids.
CCGUGGAUACUGGCGACAGGCUUGCGAGGAAAGAGAAAAAACCGUAUGGGGGAAGGAUUUUGAGAGCUGUGCCGAACCUCACAGGGAAUCUCACCCGGGAUGUGCUCUAGGUCAGUAGGGUCUUAGCACUCGCCCCUCCUGCGUUAAUGUGCCGGAGCUGUGUGACAAAAUGCCACAGGCCGCGUGUCGGAAACAACAGAAAUGUAUUUUCUCCCAGUUCUAAAGGCUGGAAGUCCGGCAUCAGGAUGUUAACAGCUUUGGUUUCUUCCUAAUCCUCUCUCCUUAGCUUGGAUGGUCACCCCUCUGUGUUGUCUGUGUCCCGAUCCCCUCUUAUAAGGACAGGAGUGCUGUCGGGUCAGGGCCCACCCGUACGUCCUCAUUUUACCUUAACUGCCUUUUUAAAGGCCCUGCCUCCAACUGCAGUCACAGUGUGAGGUCCUGGGGGUCAGGACUUCUACCUAUGAAUUUGGGGGGGGGGUGCAAAUUCAGCUCACUUCUGGAGACUCAGAUGGAUGUAUCACAUAUCCUGUUGACACAGUUUGGAGAAUCCCCAGCAGUGCAUCUCCCAGAGGAUUAUAGCACAGCUGCUUCAAAGUCGGCGUUAGCAGGUUUCUCCUGCCCAUGAAAGCUAGGAUUUACUCUUCAUUUGACCAUUAGGUGUUUUAAGCUAUUUCUGCCAGUUAAUUUAAACUUCCUAGGUCUCUUGCUAAUGGAAAAAUGCACAUCUUCGUAGCUAACAGAAGCAUUUUAAGGAAAGGAUGUUGCCUCUCCCCCGGGGGCUGCUGAGGGAGAGAGAGCCUGGACGUUGCGGAACAAUCAGUCUGGUUAAAUGAAGAGUUAGUUCUCCCGUGAGGUGUGCAACCUGGGAGAGAGUGAUUCAGAGUCUCACUGUGUUCCUGUUCUGUUCUCUGUUACAAUAGCACUUCCAAGGACAAAGCUGUAUUCACAAAGGGGGACUGUUAAAUUCCUAAAGCUUGAAACAUUGUUGCCCUGUCUUGAUCAUUUCUUGCCCUGGAGAUAGCCAUGGAAAGUCCUAUUUCUGGAUUCCCGCAGUUACAACAUUAGAAAUCUUCCCGGAAGCAGUGUGAGGAAGGCAGAAGCCGCCGCCCUCCCUGGCCUGGCGAAGCCACCCGCCACCAUGCCCAAGAGAAAGGCAAAAGGCGAUGCUAAAGGUGACAAAGCCAAGGUGAAGGGUGAGCCGCAGAGGAGAUCUGCGCGGCUGUCUGCCAAACCCGCUCCCCCAAAACCGGAAGCCAGGCCUCCAAAGGCCGCUGCCAGGAAGGCCGAGAAGCGGCCCAAGGCGAGAAAGGGGAAAGCAGAGGGCGACAGGGUUGGGGACAAGGCCGGGGACAAGGCCGGGAAGAACCCGGACGCUUCCACGGCCCCGUCACAGAAAGCAGAAGGCGGUGGGGACGCCAAAUGAAAUGUACUUUUUUCAUAACUCAACUUCUAGUGACUCUGCUGUUCGAGAUACUGUCUGUCUUCAGUCAUCUUUUAUAAAAGCGUAGAACUUGGGCUCUGAUUUCCAACUUCCGCCGUUGGCAUACAAGACGCCAUUGUUGUUGUCCCCUGUGGAAAGCGCAAAUCCCGCUGACAGGAUGUCUCCGGGGCCCGAUUGAAAUGGGGGGAGAUGGCGCCGCGUGUCCUCCCUGUUGAAGAUUAUUCUCGGUUCCCGGGAGGGGUCUCCUGUCAGCCCCCCCGGGCUCAGAAGCCUUCCGGCAUGGAGAAGCAAAACCUCAUGGCUUCUCUCCUGAGGCGAGCAGCAUACACUGGCCUUCCUGGAAUAGUCAUGACGCGGCCUUGGCACCCCCAGCCUCCUGUCGGGUGAUCGCACUCAGGCCUUCCGGCCGUAACAGCAAGAUGGCGUUGCCCCAAAGAGCCGGAUCCCUGUGUGUAGUUGGCGGGCGAUCCCAGUGGCCAUCCUGGACUUUUUAGCUCCUCUCCCCCACGUCAGAGUUGACCCGUGAAAAGAUCUCACGUACCUCAUGCGAAAUAUCCACGCCUCCCGAGAACGUCACCUUUUCAGAAGAGCAACAGAAGACUGUUGACUUGGGGGGGGGGGCGGGGGGGGGGAGUUUGAAUGUUGUCGGGUGUUGUGUGGAUCGAUUGUCACCCGUGUCCUCCUGGAAGUGGCUGGUCCUGAAAAGUACCUUAUAAAAGCUGAAUACGUCUUAGCCUGGUGGGAGGGGGAUCAUUUCCUACCCACAGCCCUAGAGAUGUUCUUUACUGCACCUUAAACAUGGUUUUACGUUUCACACUUGUCCGCAGUCUUCUCUGCACUGAUCGGCGUGCAAAGUACGAGAUAGAAG